GGCUACACAAAGCGUGACGUUAUACGGAAGUAGUUCUGCUUUAAGCUGUGAGCAUUCGCGUAAUCCAAAACAUGGAACAAAAUAAUGACGGGAGUUUGGCCCAGGUCCGGCAUGUUGUGUUGGUGCUGUCAGGGAAGGGAGGUGUGGGCAAGAGCACCAUCACCACGGAGCUAGCUCUGGCUCUCAGGCAUGCUGGCAAGAAGGUUGGCAUCCUGGAUGUUGACCUAUGUGGGCCCAGUAUCCCCCGCAUGCUGAAUGUGGGUCACACCGAUGUGCACCAGUGUGAUGCAGGAUGGGUGCCUGUCUACACUGAUGCUGACAAGAGCCUCGCCCUCAUGUCCAUUGGCUUCUUGCUUGAGGACCCAGAUGAAGCAGUGGUGUGGAGGGGGCCCAAGAAAACAGCUAUGAUUGGCCAGUUUGUGUCAGAUGUAGCAUGGGGAGAGCUGGACGUGUUGCUAGUGGACACACCGCCAGGGACGUCUGACGAGCAUAUAGCAGUACUGGAGAACCUGAAAAAACACAGAGUGGAUGGAGCCGUUUUGGUCACCACACCUCAGGCAGUGUCCACGGGGGAUGUGAGGAGGGAGGUCACCUUCUGUAAGAAGACAGGUGUACGGAUCCUGGGCAUCGUCGAGAACAUGAGCGGCUUUGUUUGUCUGCACUGCUCAGAGUGCAGCAAUAUAUUCUCAAAAGGAGGUGGCGAAGAGUUAGCCAAGCUGACAGGAUCAACAUUCCUAGGUUCAGUGCCCUUGGAUCCUGCGCUCAGCACCAGUAUAGAGGAAGGCAAGGACUUCAUACAGUCGUUCCCUGACAGCCCCACCUUCAGUGCCAUCAGCAACAUUUGUCAGACUCUGCUCGACAGCCUCCAAACUGCUUGAGUAACAUUUUAGCACACGGGUAGAAGUAUUAGACAUGAGCAAAUGUAAUGACGUCUGUGUUGCAUUUAUGUCCUGUACAGUUAAACACAAUAUAAACCUAUUUACUGGU
Molecule: messenger RNA, 987 nt
Organism: Epinephelus moara (kelp grouper)
Lineage: Eukaryota; Metazoa; Chordata; Actinopteri; Perciformes; Serranidae
Gene: nubp2
Product: nucleotide binding protein 2 (MinD homolog, E. coli)
Exons: 7
Coding region: 72-878 (268 amino acids)
Biological process (GO): iron-sulfur cluster assembly
Cellular component (GO): cytosol
Molecular function (GO): ATP binding; 4 iron, 4 sulfur cluster binding; ATP-dependent FeS chaperone activity
Source: RefSeq, a predicted model, not a curated record